This is a messenger RNA of Sorex fumeus (smoky shrew), 3599 nucleotides long. RefSeq names its product adducin 2 (gene ADD2). Gene Ontology annotation, molecular function: actin filament binding. The record is from RefSeq and is a predicted model, not a curated record. Bases 623 to 2806 code for a protein of 727 amino acids. Gene Ontology annotation, biological process: barbed-end actin filament capping. NCBI's taxonomy places the organism in Eukaryota, Metazoa, Chordata, Mammalia, Eulipotyphla, Soricidae. Gene Ontology annotation, cellular component: cytoskeleton; plasma membrane; postsynaptic density. The transcript has 16 exons.
GGGCACUGCAGCACCGUGGCCCUCUGGCCGUGCGUGCGUCCGGGCAGCGGCCCCGCUCGAGGGGGCGCUGUGGGUCCCGCCGUGCGUCCUUUUGUCAACGCGCACGGCCACGAGAGCUCGCAUUUCCUCGCAGUGUCGUGCGGGAAAUGUAUUUCCUCCUGGUGGUGGGGCGGUGAGGCGCGAGCGAGCGGGAAGGACGCCUAUUGUCGCCGAGGAGUCGCCUCCGUGGUCUCCGGCGCCCGGUGACGCGGAGACGUGCCCGCGCGGGUGGGAACUGCAGGCGGCUCUGCCCAGGGGCGCCGGGGCUGUUCGGGGAUGGGGAGCAAACAGCGCUCCGCAGACUAGCCGGGUGCGUGUAGGAGGAGGCAGACCCCUAAGAGAAACAACAACAAGAGGACGCAACCACCCACCUCCCCAGCACCCCGCACCCCGCAGUGGAAGAGCAGGGAUGGAUAAGAUGCCGUGCAGCAGUUUCCGCCUGGAUGCUGAGUGCCUGUAGUGUGGUCUUUGUUCCCGAGUGUGGAGCCAGGCGUGCAGGCCAAACGCCAAGAAGAGGGAGGCAAGGACAAGGCUGGCCCAGCCUCCUGGCGUUCAGGAGUGCCCUGGAAAAGCCUCCAGGAAAAUGAGUGAAGAGUCGGCCCCCGAGGCUGCCUCCGAGGCUGCCUCCCCACCACCUGCACAGGGCCAGCAGUACUUCGACCGCUUCUCCUCCGAGGAGGACCCCGAGUACCUGCGCCUUCGCCACCGUGCAGCUGACCUGCGGCAGGACUUCAACCUGAUGGAGCAGAAGAAGCGCGUCACCAUGAUCCUGCAGAGCCCGUCUUUCAGGGAGGAGCUGGAAGGCCUCAUCCAGGAGCAGAUGAAGAAAGGGAACAAUUCCUCCAACAUCUGGGCCCUGCGGCAGAUUGCGGACUUCAUGGCCAGCACCUCCCAUGCGGUCUUCCCAACAUCCUCCAUGAACUUCUCCAUGAUGACACCCAUCAAUGACCUCCACACAGCCGACUCCUUGAACCUGGCCAAAGGGGAGCGGCUCAUGCGGUGCAAGAUCAGCAGCGUCUACCGCCUGCUGGACCUCUAUGGCUGGGCUCAACUCAGCGACACCUAUGUCACGCUGAGAGUCAGCAAGGAGCAGGACCACUUCCUGAUUAGUCCCAAGGGGGUGUCCUGCAGUGAAGUGACUGCGUCCAGCCUGAUCAAGGUGAACAUCUUGGGGGAGGUUGUGGAGAAGGGCAGCAGCUGCUUCCCAGUGGACACCACAGGCUUCUGCCUACACUCGGCCAUCUACGCAGCCCGGCCCGACGUGCGCUGCAUCAUCCACCUGCACACGCCCGCCACGGCCGCGGUGUCAGCCAUGAAGUGGGGUCUCUUGCCCGUCUCCCACAAUGCCCUGCUGGUGGGGGACAUGGCCUACUAUGACUUCAAUGGGGAGAUGGAGCAGGAAGCAGAUCGGAUCAACCUGCAGAAGUGCCUUGGACCCACCUGCAAGAUCCUGGUGCUAAGAAACCACGGCAUGGUUGCUCUGGGCGACACUGUGGAGGAGGCGUUUUAUAAAGCCUUCCACCUGCAGGCAGCCUGUGAGGUGCAGGUGUCCGCUUUAUCCAGCGCUGGGGGAGUGGAGAACCUCAUCCUCCUGGAGCAGGAGAAACACCGCCCGCAUGAAGUGGGUUCUGUCCAGUGGGCAGGGAGCACCUUUGGACCCAUGCAGAAGAGCCGGCUGGGGGAGCAUGAGUUUGAGGCUCUCAUGAGGAUGCUGGACAACCUGGGCUACAGGACGGGCUACACGUACCGCUACCCCUUUGUUCAAGAGAAAGCCAAACACAAGAGUGAGGUGGAGAUCCCCGCCACGGUCACGGCCUUCGUGUUCGAGGAGGACGGCGCGCCCGUGCCCAUGCUGCGGCAGCACGCGCAGAAGCAGCAGAAGGAGAAGACCCGCUGGCUCAACACGCCCAACACCUACCUGCGGGUCAACGUGGCAGACGAGGUGCAGAGGAGCAUGGGCAGCCCACGGCCCAAGACCACGUGGAUGAAGGCAGACGAGGUGGAGAAAUCCAGCAGCGGCAUGCCCAUACGGAUUGAAAACCCAAACCAAUUUGUGCCUCUCUAUACUGACCCCCAGGAAGUGCUGGACAUGCGGAACAAGAUCCGAGAACAGAACCGCCAGGACGUGAAGUCAGCGGGGCCUCAGUCCCAGCUCCUGGCGAGCGUCAUCGCCGAGAAGAGCCCGUCUACAGAGAGCCAGCUGGUGGCCAAGGGUGACGCAGAUACCAAAGACGAUUCCGAGGAGACGGUUCCCAACCCUUUCAGCCAACUCACUGACCAGGAGCUGGAGGAGUACAAGAAAGAGGUGGAGAGAAAGAAACUGGAACUAGAAGGAGAGAAAGAAACCGCCCCGGCAGAGCCUGCCUCCCCUGUAAAAUCUGCGCCUGCUUCUCCAGCCCAGAGCCCAGUGAAACCAGACACAGAGAGCCCCGUGGUGUCUCCGGCCAAGUCUGUAGAGGAAGGUGCUAAGAAGACAGAAACAAGCCAAGCCACCACAGAGCCCCCAACAACGCAGCCCAAAGGGGUGGUGGUGAAUGGGAGAGAGGAGGAGCAGACGGCCGAGGAAGUUCUCAGCAAAGGCUUGAGCCAGAUGACCACCAAUGCCGACACGGAUGUUGAUGCUUCCAAGGACAAAACCGAGUCGGUCACCAGCGGCCCCCUGUCUCCAGAGGGCUCACCUUCCAAGUCUCCCUCGAAGAAGAAAAAGAAAUUCCGAACCCCAUCCUUCCUGAAAAAGAGCAAAAAGAAGGAGAAAGUGGAGUCCUGAUUCGUAGCACUGUGGGGCUCCCGUUUAUAAGCAUCCUCCUCCCCCUCCCCCAUCCCUCCCUUCUCUCAUCUGUUCCUGGAAGCACGGGGCCAAGGAGGGGGUAGAACAGGACCCUGGACCACAACCUUGGGGGGGAAACGUUAGGGAUCACUCAUCCAACCCCUCAUUUUACAAUCAUCCCAGAGAAAUCAGGUGACUUCCCAAGGUUACACUGCUGGUUGGUGGUAGAGCUUGUGCUGGAAUCUGGGUCUCCCAGCUCCCAGUCCAGCACUUUCCACUACACAACACUGCCGAGUGGGGAUGCUGCCUGCUGUUUCUGAGCCUGGCAGGCAGGCCAGAGGAAGGGAGCCAGCUCUCAGAGGUCAGAGAGGCCAGACGGAUGGUGGCUUCCCUCUGAGCACUGGCCUUUUCCCCACGGGAAUCCAAUCUCCUGCCGAUGGAGCCAUUACAACAUUUCCAGGUCUCUUCUCUUUUCCAGAGUCCCAACCCUGCUGCUCAUAGGAACCAGAAAAAUUGACCCUUUCCCUGCCAAUCGAAGUUAAUCUUUAUGCCUGAGGGCUGAUGGCUUAGCUUGUGCUUCCUCAACCACUAACCCUGAGCUUUCUUCAUGGAACCUCGCGAAUGAACGAUGAAGGAGUUGGCAGACAGAGGGCAAGCCCAGCCAGUCAUAGGGUUGGGGAUUGUUUCCCCAGUAGAAGGAGCCAGAAACUCACCCCAGUGGAAGUGUGCAUCUCAGUUUCCUUCAAAGAACAGCUUAGAAAGAAAGUGAGCUUAGAAAGAAGGGGCCGCGUGC